Messenger RNA from Lingula anatina, 1592 nucleotides. RefSeq lists its product as uncharacterized. Gene Ontology annotation, cellular component: acetylcholine-gated channel complex; membrane. NCBI's taxonomy places the organism in Eukaryota, Metazoa, Brachiopoda, Lingulata, Lingulida, Lingulidae. The record is from RefSeq and is a predicted model, not a curated record.
UGGGUGAUUCAUUUAUCAGUGUUCUACAUGCGCAAUGUCUCGAGUUUUGGUGUAAAUUGGGUCGACCGCAAACGGGCAGAUAAAGGAGUUCUUUUUGUAAACUGUAAACCUCAUCGCCUACUCAAGAGGGAGUUUAUUUUGUACGCGAAGGCACAGGAAAUACGACAGAACGAGAAUUAAUUCCAGUUCAACCGGGAGGGGCCUCAGCAGUAAGGACAGCAGAAAACGCCGCUGAGUCGACGGACUACGUAAAGCAGUAAAGGGGGGCAACAGAAUCUCAGGAAAGAUGUUCAGUCUGUAUGUGGUGUUAGCAGCUGGGUUAGUGACGGUGGCCAUUGGUCAGGCUAACCCAGACAGGUGGAGCCCUAGUGACUACCCAAACCCAAGGAUGCCCAACAGUGGCUCAUACAGCUGUCUACGGAAACAAAAGAAGUCCUAUAUCUGUGAUCCAAAUACUCUUAUUUCAUUUGAGGAUGCCAACAUGUUGGACAAAGACUUGGAGCGGAUAGCUAACAAUAGCCGCUGCCUGUGUUCUGCCAGUGAGUGCAAUAGGAGACAGCAGAAUAAGGAACCCAGGGGAACAAGGAUGGCUGUUGCUUUGAUGCAGGAAAUGAAAAGAGAAGUAGAUGGCGAGGACUCUGAUGAAAAACGUAUUGGGGAUGCACAGUCAUUUGCUCACCGACUUUAUCCCAACUGGAACUUGGGAGGAGAGUGCCACGAUGUUGUACUGUUAAUUUAUUCUAAGCAUGAGAAUGUAUUGUAUGUGGCCACUGGUCCAGCAGCUAGUCAAGUUGUCAGCAAUAUGGAUCUGAACAGAAUCUUGGCUGACUCUCGACAAUAUUUCUCCAGUGGCAAUGAUGAAAACAGCAGAAGAAAACUUAAAGAGGGACUUCAAAGACUGAUAAAUGAUUUCAAAGAGCAUUUAACCGGACAAAAAACAAAUAUCGAAUACAGAAUUGAAGCUCAGAAAUCCAGUGGAAAGAGAAACACAGUACAGCCAAUAAUCUUGAUGACUCUUGCCAUAAGCUUCUUACUGCAGAUAUUCAAGUAAAUAUACAGACUUACCAAAUGUUCACAUUUUUAUGUGAAAAUCAGUUUCCAAGAGUUCUUUAAAGAAGUUGUGGUCCCUGUGCUCUUAGCAAAAAGGGCUUGAAAAUAUAAAAUAUUCUGUAAUUAGACAUUUUACAGGGCAGUGCCAAUUAUAUUUUAAUGUUCAUACAGGUGUUUAUGCUCAUGCACUAAGUUGAAAGUAGUGUUCACAUCGUUUACAAAUGUUUUUGAAUACAAGUAGUUUUUCAUCAUGCAUAGGCUGUAAUAGAAUUUGCUUUUACACAUAUUAACUUAUAUAACCUAGACACUGCAUUUAUAUCAAAUAUGAUAAUUUAUUGCAUUUAGGUUAAAUGUAUUCUGUUCUGUGCUUUUUAAUACAAAUAAAUAAAAUUAAUCUUGCAGCAUACGUUAUAACUUUACCUGUAGAAUAUAUAAUUAUGUAUAAAGCUUGUUAUUUUACACUUUCUUAUACCAGUAUUGCAAAAAGGGAAAAGUUACCAAUGACACUAAUAUUUCACACUUAAAUCAAGGAAAAUAAAUUU